Messenger RNA from Penicillium cataractarum, 1851 nucleotides. RefSeq names its product fungal specific transcription factor domain-containing protein. Gene Ontology annotation, molecular function: DNA binding; zinc ion binding. The record is from RefSeq and is a predicted model, not a curated record. Lineage: Eukaryota; Fungi; Ascomycota; Eurotiomycetes; Eurotiales; Aspergillaceae. Gene Ontology annotation, biological process: DNA-templated transcription. Gene Ontology annotation, cellular component: nucleus. The transcript has 4 exons. The annotation marks the transcript as partial.
AGGGUGGACCCUCUAGCAUCCAACCCUCAACCCGCCACUGGACAUGAGUUCGCGAGAUCUGCCCUUCCAGUACAACAUUCGGAAGCGCCUUUAUCUUCACCACGUCAUGUCUCCAUAUACGGUGAAGAUAGGGCCAAUAUUGACAGCCACCUUGCAAGCCUCUCGCCGACUAUUGUUCUGAAAGCUUUGAACAUUUUCACGAACAAGUUCCCUGAGCUAGGAAUUCUCCAUCUGCCCAGUUUUAUGCAAGAGUUCCAAACUUCAUGCCAUAAUGAUACCAAAACGUUACUGGCAGCUAUUCUGUCCGUGACUCAAUGUUAUUACUCUCGCUCUAGCUUCACUGGCCUGGAAACAUUAUUGUCAAGGGAUCAAUAUGCGUCCUAUGCACGGGAAAUGCUGUCACAGAGUUCAUUUCAAGCCCCAAAGCUUCAAGUCGCCCAAGCUCUUCUUGUUAUGGGACUCUUUGAAUGGGGUUCACGCGAAUUUCAUCGAGCCUGGAUCUACUGUGGAAUUGCAAUUCGAAUCAUGCAGGCAAUUAAUAGCCUUCAGAUUGCUCCAUAUCCAGCUGAUCCGCUAGCCUCUGGCAGUCAAGAUACGAGCCAAGACGCCAUUACCACGGCAGUUCAAAAUCGAACUAUGUGGGCAUGCUUUAUCAUGGAACGAUUAAUUAGUUCAGGGACGUAUAACCCACCAAUGCUUCCGCUGUCGGAAAUGGAAAAGAUCAAAGUACUUCGUCCAUUCUCUGCUGUCGAGUUUGCUUUCGGUACAGAUCCGGCAUCACAAAGGAGCAGCAUGGAGCAAAGCCUGGCCACUUUGCCAAAUAGGAACUCCAACCUCUUGGACAUUACUCAGGCAUUUGAGGUCUUGGUCGCAGGAUUCGAUAUUUGGACACACGUCAUGACAUUUGUGCUCAAUGACGGACGGCGAGCGCCGGAAAUGUGUGCACCCAGAAAUUGCCCUUGGGUGCCUGGGUCACCCUGGUCAAAUACCAGGAGCCGACUCGAGGCAUGGCGGGCAAAUCAACAUCACAGGCUUCACUACCCGGAGAAUUCUGUUGUGGCUCACAUAGCUCUUGCGUAUGGGGAGUCUUUCACAUACAUCAAUUUGAUAUAUUACCUUAGCACUCUUAUGCUUCACCGCGAAUAUUUCCCGUUUUUGCCAACGUCAGAGACUAUUCCCAGGGGCCCAGUUGAUCACCCUCAGCUGCAAGCAGAGGCCCCUCCCGGUUGGUGGGAUGCAAGUGCACUCGAAAUGUUUAGUGCAACCGAACAUAUUGCUCGAAUCCUACAUGAGUCUUCCGAGUGCGGCGCGGAAAUGUUAACGCCAUUCGUUGGAUUUUGCGCCUUUUCUGCUGCAUACAUGAACCUAUAUGUCUCUCAUUUUCCUCAGAUGAAUUUGGGUCGCAGUCCUCGCGCAGAAGAAAAUUUGAACUACUGCCUUACAUACCUGGAAGGAUUCCGACAAGAAUGGAAGCUCGGGGAAAGCUGGAUGACCACCAUCAAGCAUGCAUCUCUUCUUUACCAGCGAGCCAGCUCUGAUAAAGCGCGAUACCAAGGAAAGUCCAGAAAGGACUUUGAUAUCUUGCAUCAAUCCAUCCAUGAGUUCCGAGUCGUGGACAGGUCACAUCAAUACAUUCAGGAGAUUGAAGGGGCGGAGCGUGGCACAGGUCCCUUGGCAUCUGAAGAUACCCCGGCGACAACUGCUGCUUCAGAAUCACUAGAUCUCGACGCCCCACUUAACGAUUUACUGAAUGAGGUCAGCACAUAUGCCCACGAGCAGGGCAUGUGGUCUCAUUGGUGGCCUUCGUUGGAAGAGAUGAAUCUUGCGCUGUUCUCUGAUAAUGUAUCAUGA